GAACUAAGGUUCCAGAUGGCAAAUUCUAUGAAUGGCAGAAACCCUGGUGGUCGAGGAGGAAACCCCCGAAAAGGAAGAAUUUUGGGAAUUAUUGAUGCUAUUCAAGAUGCAGUUGGACCUCCUAAGCAAGCAGCAGCAGAUCGCAGGACUGUGGAGAAAACUUGGAAACUCAUGGACAAAGUGGUCAGACUGUGCCAAAAUCCCAAACUUCAGUUGAAAAAUAGCCCACCAUACAUACUUGAUAUUUUACCUGAUACAUAUCAACAUUUGCGACUUAUAUUGAGUAAAUAUGAUGACAACCAAAAACUUGCCCAACUCAGUGAGAAUGAGUAUUUUAAAAUCUACAUUGACAGUUUAAUGAAAAAGUCAAAACGGGCAAUAAGACUCUUUAAAGAAGGCAAGGAGAGGAUGUACGAAGAGCAGUCACAGGACAGACGAAAUCUCACCAAACUGUCCCUUAUCUUCAGUCAUAUGCUGGCAGAAAUUAAAGCAAUCUUUCCUAAUGGGCAAUUCCAGGGAGAUAACUUUCGUAUCACGAAAGCAGACGCUGCUGAGUUCUGGAGAAAGUUUUUUGGAGACAAGACUAUCGUGCCAUGGAAAGUAUUCAGACAGUGCCUUCAUGAGGUUCAUCAAAUUAGCUCCGGCCUGGAAGCAAUGGCUCUGAAAUCAACAAUUGAUUUAACUUGUAAUGAUUACAUUUCAGUUUUUGAAUUUGAUAUUUUUACCAGACUCUUUCAGCCUUGGGGCUCUAUUUUACGGAAUUGGAAUUUCUUAGCUGUAACACAUCCAGGUUACAUGGCAUUUCUCACAUAUGAUGAAGUUAAAGCACGACUACAGAAAUACAGCACCAAACCCGGAAGCUACAUUUUCCGGUUAAGCUGCACUAGAUUGGGACAGUGGGCCAUUGGCUAUGUGACAGGGGAUGGCAAUAUCUUACAGACCAUACCGCAUAACAAGCCCUUAUUUCAAGCCCUGAUUGACGGCAGCAGGGAAGGAUUCUAUCUUUAUCCUGAUGGGAGGAGCUAUAAUCCUGAUUUAACUGGAUUGUGUGAACCUACACCCCAUGAUCAUAUAAAAGUUACCCAGGAACAAUAUGAAUUAUAUUGUGAAAUGGGCUCCACUUUUCAGCUUUGUAAAAUUUGUGCUGAGAACGACAAAGAUGUCAAGAUUGAGCCUUGUGGGCAUUUGAUGUGCACCUCUUGCCUUACAGCAUGGCAGGAGUCAGAUGGCCAGGGCUGCCCCUUCUGUCGCUGUGAAAUAAAAGGAACAGAGCCCAUCAUCGUCGACCCCUUUGAUCCAAGGGACGAAGGUUCCAGGUGCUGUAGCAUCAUUGACCCCUUUGGAGUGCCGAUGCUGGACCUGGAUGAUGAUGAUGACCGAGAGGAGUCCUUGAUGAUGAAUCGGUUGGCAAAUGUUCGAAAGUGCACUGACAGGCAGAAUUCACCAGUUACAUCACCAGGAUCCUCUCCCCUUGCACAGAGAAGAAAGCCGCAUCCAGAUCCUCUCCAGAUCCCACAUCUAAGCCUGCCACCAGUGCCUCCUCGCCUGGACUUAAUUCAGAAAGGCAUAGUUCGGUCUCCCUGUGGCAGCCCCACUGGUUCACCAAAGUCUUCUCCUUGCAUGGUGAGAAAGCAAGAUAAACCACUCCCCGCACCUCCUCCUCCCUUACGAGAUCCUCCUCCGCCUCCACCUGAGAGACCUCCCCCAAUCCCACCUGACAAUAGACUGAGUCGUCACUUCCAUCACGUGGAAAGUGUGCCUUCUAGAGACCAGCCAAUGCCUCUUGAAGCCUGGUGCCCUCGGGAUGUGUUUGGGAGUAAUCAGUCGGUGGUGGGAUGUCGACUCUUAGGGGAUGGCUCUCCAAAGCCUGGAAUCACAGCAAGUUCAAAUGUGAAUGGAAGACACAGUAGAGUGGGCUCUGACCCCGUGCUUAUGCGGAAACACAGACGCCAUGAUUUGCCUUUAGAAGGAGCCAAGGUCUUUUCCAAUGGUCACCUGGGAAGUGAAGAAUAUGAUGUUCCUCCCCGGCUUUCUCCUCCUCCUCCAGCUGCUGCCCUUCUCCCUAGCAUCAAGUGUACUGGCCCGUUAGCAAAUUCCCUUUCAGAGAAAACCAGAGACCCAGUAGAGGAAGAUGACGAUGAAUACAAGGUUCCUUCAUCCCAUCCUGUUUCCCUGAAUUCACAACCAUCUCAUUGCCAUAACGUAAAACCUCCUCUUAGGUCCUGUGAUAAUGGUCAUUGUAUAUUGAAUGGAACACAUGGUACAUCUUCAGAGAUGAAGAAACCAAACAUCCCUGAAUUAGGCAUAUAUUUAAAGGGUGAAGAUGCUUUUGAUGCCCUCCCCCCAUCCCUGCCACCUCCCCCACCGCCUGCAAGGCACAGCCUCAUCGAACACUCAAAACCUCCUGGCUCCAAUAGCCGACCAUCCUCAGGACAGGACCUUUUCCUUCUUCCUUCAGAUCCCUUUCUUGAUCCAGCAAGUGGCCAAGUUCCUUUGCCUCCUGCUAGGAGAUUACCAGGCGAAAAUGUCAAAGCCAACAGAGCAUCACAGGACUAUGAUCCGCUUCCUUCAUCUUCAGAUGGUUCACAAGCACCAGCCAGACCUCCUAAACCACGACCCCGCAGGACUGCACCAGAAAUCCACCACAGAAAACCCCAUGGGCCCGAGGCAGCAUUGGAAAAUGUUGAUGCGAAAAUUGCAAAACUCAUGGGAGAGGGUUAUGCCUUUGAAGAAGUGAAGAGAGCCUUAGAGAUAGCUCAGAAUAACGUCGAAGUGGCGCGUAGCAUCCUCCGAGAAUUUGCCUUCCCACCUCCAGUCUCUCCACGUCUAAAUCUAUAG
Puma concolor (puma) is the source of this 2838-nucleotide messenger RNA. It is a transcript of the gene CBLB, whose product is annotated as Cbl proto-oncogene B. Gene Ontology annotation, cellular component: membrane raft; plasma membrane. Gene Ontology annotation, molecular function: receptor tyrosine kinase binding; calcium ion binding; phosphotyrosine residue binding. The record is from RefSeq and is a predicted model, not a curated record. NCBI's taxonomy places the organism in Eukaryota, Metazoa, Chordata, Mammalia, Carnivora, Felidae. Gene Ontology annotation, biological process: cell surface receptor signaling pathway; negative regulation of epidermal growth factor-activated receptor activity.